This is a messenger RNA of Trichoderma citrinoviride, 4254 nucleotides long. RefSeq lists its product as hypothetical. The transcript has 4 exons. The record is from RefSeq and is a predicted model, not a curated record. Bases 1 to 4254 code for a protein of 1417 amino acids. NCBI's taxonomy places the organism in Eukaryota, Fungi, Ascomycota, Sordariomycetes, Hypocreales, Hypocreaceae. Gene Ontology annotation, cellular component: nucleus. Gene Ontology annotation, biological process: chromatin remodeling. Gene Ontology annotation, molecular function: histone H3K36 demethylase activity; histone H3K9 demethylase activity.
AUGUCAGACGACGCCAUCGCAGAGCCGUCCGAGGCGCUGAAGGAGCAGCAGCAGCAGCAGCAGCAGCAGGCCGACGACCACAUCGACGCCGCCAAACAGCCCGCCUUCCUGCACUCGCCGCCCGAUAGCAACGAUGCCGGCAAGUCGGAGUCGAGCGACUCGGAGCUCAGCGACCUGGACGACGAGCCGCCGCUGGAGGAUGCGCCGACGCUGCCCCCGGAUCUCGGCGCUGAGCUCGACGACAUUGGCGAUGUCGUGCCGGACCAUUGGUCGUCGGGCAACGUGCCCGUCUUCCGGCCGACCAUGGAUCAGUUUAGAGACUUCCGCCGCUUCAUGACAAAGGUCGACAGCUAUGGAAUGAAGUCCGGUAUCAUCAAGAUCAUCCCGCCGGCCGAGUGGCUGGAUGCACAGCCACCCCUCGACGAUCUCGUAAAGCAGAUCCGAGUCCGCGAGCCAAUCAAGCAGGACAUCAUGGGGUCCAACGGCACUUACCGCCAAGUCAACAUCCUCCAUGGACGAUCCUACAACAUUCCGCAAUGGAGGCAGCUUUGCGAGCAGAGCGAGCACCAGCCUCCCGCCAGGCGUGGAGAGAGACGAGCCAAUGCGGACAAGCCCAAGCCCGCGCGGCGCCCUGCUGCUCCCAAACCUGCCAACACAACGACCACCACACCGAGGACUCGCGGAAGAGGACGGCCUCCCAAGAACAGGGCGAGGCAAAGGAAGAAUGAAGAGAGCCGGCCCAUGACACCUGUCUCGCCAAAGGUCGAGGCCGAAGGCGCAGAGGAUGAAGUGAUGGACUCUAUCGAAAAGGAGCUGGGCACCGAGGUGGAUUACGAAGACGACCCUCAACCGACCGUUCGAAGAAUGGGUGGAGUUAGGCCUGCUAAGCCAAAGAUUCAGUCCACCUCGGCGCGCCGCAAGUACAGUCGCCGAGAAGGCUCCGCCGUCAUCGACGAGGCUGCGUUCAAGGAUUUCGACUAUCGGAUGGACAUUUCCGACUACACGCCUGAGCGAUGCGAAGAACUGGAGCGCGUGUAUUGGAAGACCCUGACAUAUGCACAACCGCUUUACGGCGCUGAUUUGAUGGGCACGCUCUUCGAUGACAGGACCGAGAUUUGGAAUCUGAACAAGUUGCCAAACCUCCUGGAUGUCCUCGGUACAAAGGUUCCGGGUGUUAAUACAGCAUACCUCUAUCUUGGCAUGUGGAAAGCAACGUUUGCGUGGCAUCUUGAGGACGUCGAUCUCUACAGCAUCAACUACUUGCACUUUGGUGCUCCAAAGCAGUGGUACAGCAUUUCCCAGGCCGAUGCUCGAAAGUUUGAGAAUGCCAUGAAGAGUAUUUGGCCCGCCGAUGCCAAGGCCUGCGACCAGUUUCUCAGGCACAAGGCUUUCCUCAUUUCGCCGCAACACUUGCAGCAGAACUACGGCAUCAAGGUCAACAAGGUCGUCUCAUAUCCCGGCGAGUUUGUCGUCACCUACCCUUACGGAUACCAUUCCGGUUUUAACUUGGGAUACAACUGCGCCGAAGCUGUCAACUUUGCUCUCGACUCCUGGCUUGAGAUGGGCAAGAUUGCCAAGAAGUGCGAAUGUGCCCAAGCGCAGGACAGCGUAUGGGUCAACGUCUACGAGAUCGAGCGGAAACUGCGAGGAGAGGAGACCGAAUACGAAGAGACAGAGGAUGAUGAUGAAGACGAAGAUGAGGACGAUGACGAUGAGCUCUCCGGGCUUCCCACCCCUCCUGCGGGCCACGCUGUGAAAUUCAAGGACGCGAGCCGCAAGAGGAAGCGUGGCCGGGCGGAUAAGGGGGCCAAGGUCAAGGUCAAGAAGAUCAGGCUGCGACUCAAGGUCAAGGCCGAGCCGCCCUGUUGCCUGUGCCCCAACGAUGUCCCGAACCUGGAAUUCCUGCCAACCGACGACGGCAGAAAGGCCCAUCGCCUGUGCGCCCUCUACAUCCCCGAGACGUACAUCGACACAGUGGAUGGAAAGGAGAUUGUCUCCAAUGUCGACGCCGUGCACAAGGACCGUCUGGAUCUCAAAUGUCUGUUCUGUCGAUCGAAGCGCGGGGCUUGUUUCCAGUGUUCUCAGAAGAAGUGUGCGAGGGCAUAUCACGCUACAUGUGCCGCAGCCGCGGGAGUGUUCACCGAGGAACAAGAGGUUCCCGUCUUUGGUGAAGAUGGUACGGAGUAUAAAGAACAGGCUUUUGAAUUCAGCUGCCGCUUCCACCGUACCAAGCGCGAUAAGAAGCUGGACGGCGAGGCUUUAGAGGAAGAUGCCCGCAUCAUGAAGGCCGCCGAGGCCCUUCGGAAGGGAGACAUCUGCCAGCUGCAAUAUCACAAGGGCGACAUAUUCGCCGGAAUGGUGGUAGAGAACCGAUCGGAUGAGCGCAUGUUACUCGUCGACGUCGUUCCGAAUGGCGACCGAGUAGAGGUUGAAUGGAAAUGGCUGCUGCUCCCAGAUCCAUCCGACUACCACCUACCCAAGGCGUCGGCGAACGCCAUCUCGCUCCCCUCUUCGCAAAAGGCAAAGGACAAGCUCAAUGCCAAGCGUCAUCAGGGCGAUGACAAGCCGCGAAAGGGCGAUACAUUCAUCGAAGGGGACUAUACCUGGGCGGAAUUCCACACCAACGAAGCCGCCAACAAGCAGCAGGCCAAGGUUGAUCUUAGCAAGCAAGACCAGGUCUGGUACUAUCUCGGGAAGAACUCGACCGACGCCAAAGCGCAGUACACCGAAGAUCCGACAAAACCACGGCACAACCCCAAGGGCAAUUUCUUGGACACGCUUCCGAAGCCCCCCAAGCCCGUGCCUGCGCGCCAAACAUAUCAGCAGAGAGCUUACGGAAUCUCUGGCCCAUACAACCACCCAGGUGCUUUUGCGGGCCAAAUGACGACGAUGCCGAUGAAUGCUCCGGGCAUGGAGAGGCCAUACGUCUACCAGCCAAGGACCCCUGUGGGAUACAACAACCACACACUUCCCGGCACAAACUCCUUCCAAGGGACCACGGCUGCUCCUCCCACCUUCCAGCAGUAUCAGCCAUACACAGUCCAGCGGUUUGACCCCAUCAUCCGGCCAAAUGAGAUGCCUCGAGCUCACGUACCGCCGCCGCCGCCGCCACCUCCCCCUUCGCAGCCGCAUCCACAAGCUUUCCCGACGACCUGGGCGGCAGGGUCUUCAGGACCUUACCCAAGCCAUAGGGGUGCUUCAUCAUCCACACAUAACUCGCAACAGUACAGCAGGCCCACUUGGCAGGUGCAUUCCUCGGUGUAUCAGAAGUACCCCUUCUUCCAAGUAAACCAUAACAGGGAGGCUACCAGAUAUCGAACACCUUAUAUGCCGUGGGGAGGGUUCACCAACGGUUACGAAGGCGAUCUGAGAGCACACCUGCUAGCUAAUCGCCACGACGUUCUCCGGCGGGCAUCUUCCACGGCAAUGUCCCCAGGCGACUACUCGGGGCCAUACCAGGCGCAACCUUCUGCAGCUGUACCGACAGCCGUACCGACAGCUGUACCGUACAAUGGCCCAGCGGCCCCGGCAGCACAGCAGACAGGGCCGCCGGCGCAGCAAUCGAAUUCAGGGCUGCCUGCGCCCAUCCUUGGAACAGCCAGCCACCAGUACCAUCCGGCGAUCAAGGCACAGUACAGAAGUCAGAUCCAGCAGCAGCCGACCCAGCAACAGCCCAACCAGCAACAGCCGACUCAGCAGCAGCCCAGCCAACAGCAGCCCAGCAAGCCCAAGCCAACCCCAGCCCCCAAAUCGUACAAGGUUGGCUUACCCGCAGCCGUCAGUCUUUCGUUGAAGUCGACUAAAUCCGCAAUGCAGGUUCCAGCUAAACAGUCCCCAGUGCCUUUACCAGCAAACUUCCUGGCCGCCAUGACCUCGUCUCCCGGUUCUACCGCACCCCCCUCCGUCAAGCACUCGCCUCUUCGGCAGGCAAGCCCCGUGGCCGCCUCUCCCAACACGAAAGUUGCCGGGCCGGCAGAUACUCUCCGAAAAGCUGCAGUUUCAGUCAACGGGACUGGAAAUCAUACUCCCCAACAAUCGGGCUUGGACAGGGGAAUGUCUACUACCUCGGUGCCAGUUUCCACGACUAUACAUCCGGUCAAAGACGAUCAACCCAGUCCGUCCUAUUCUACACAACCAUUAUAUCAUCAUGAACCCGAGGGUUUCCCAGAUGUUCCGGGCUGCGAAUCUAUGGAGUUUGUCGAACGGAUGAUGGAGAAUCUGAGAAAAGCGUCCCAGCGGCAGAUGCCAAGCUGA